Molecule: messenger RNA, 2253 nt
Organism: Rhinichthys klamathensis goyatoka
Lineage: Eukaryota; Metazoa; Chordata; Actinopteri; Cypriniformes; Leuciscidae
Gene: prr35
Product: proline rich 35
Exons: 3
Coding region: 256-2253 (665 amino acids)
Source: RefSeq, a predicted model, not a curated record
AAAUUGAGAAAACUUCAAGUGUCAUGAUCCAACUCAUUCUGCUGAACCACUGUGGAGCUGAAAUCUGAUGGCUGCGUUCCUGCGUCCCAGUCCUGACCAAACACAAGUUUACUGUUCACACACAAUUCAUCCCACAAACACACACUCAAUGUAAACCUGUCCUCAGACGCACACAUAAAAAAACACACAAGCUCCUCGGAAAUUUAGCUUUGAGAGAAACCUGUUAUCAUAUCUGGGACUGAUUCGGAUCGCACCAUGUCGAAGGACGACUGUAAGGUGGGCUGUAAACACAAGGAACGCAAGCCCAAAAAGCCUCACUACAUCCCGCGACCGUGGGGCAAACCCUACAACUACAAAUGCUUCCAGUGCCCGUUCACGUGCAUGGAGAAAUCCCAUCUGUACAACCACAUGAAGUACAGCCUGUGCAAAAACUCCCUGUCGUUGCUCAUCGAGUCCGACUGGCCGUAUAAAAAAGAGCAACUCCGGCUCCAGCAGGGGGGCGUUCGCUCCCGUAGCCCCGCCAAGGCUCACUCUGAGCAGGCCUCGAUGUCGGACGAGCCCUCGCAUUCAGCCGGUCUGGAGGUCGAUGAGGCUGAGAAAAGAGAACCAGAAAGAGAAGCGGAGAAAGAUGACGAAGCAAUGGAGACAAACGGCUCAGCGGUUAUGAGUCCCGAACCGGCGGAAGCGUGUUCCAGAGGAAGCAAACGAUCAAAGCAAGAAGCCGAACUCGUGAUGUCCGAUGUGUUCUCGCUCGAGGAGCAACUUUUACGAGCACGCUCAGUCGAGGUGGAGUCAAAACUGCGACAUUAUAGGCUGUCGAAAACCUGUCUGUCGGGAUCGGCGGCGUUGCUUUCAGAGCAAUGGCGAAUCCUUAGCAAUCAGACUUCAGGAGCAAAGCCCAAAUCAGACCCGGUGGCCUCUUCUUUGCCCUGUUACCCUCCACCGGGGUCAACGGGUCAACUUGAAUGCCCCGACACAACGGGUUUCAAUCUGUCUUUGCUUGGCGUUGGAUACCCACUGGCUCCUGGACUCCUUUCAUACCUAAACCCGGCACUUACGGCAGCGAGCACAAACGCACAAAUGCCCUUCUUGGCAUCAACCGCGCAACUCGCACACGCGCAAAGACACUCAGAGCGUCCUUUACUGCCUCCUCACCUGUAUUAUCCUUUCCUCUGCGAGCACAGCUUUGGUGCAACACCCUCUUCUACGUCCUCUGAGACGAGCAAACUCAUCAAACCAGCCACCGUAAGCCUUCCGCCACCUUCGUAUCCUCCCAAACUAAACCUGUGGAAGGUCCCGGCCCUGCGGCCCAGCCAGAGCUCACCCGCAGCCUGGCCGUCUCCCACGUGCUCCUCCCCGGAGCCGAGCCACGCCGUAAAGGAGAGGAUACGAUCCAGGGAAGGGAAGACAGGCUGGCAGCAAGACGCUUCCUUCAUCAGAGAGCAAAGUCUGAAGAGAUCAUCAUUAGACUCCCAUGGUGCACCUGGAGAGAAGAAACCUGCACUUGAGUUUGCCCUCGACUCUCUGAAAAACACUCACAAAUCCACAUCCAUCGCCUCCCUGGUGUCCAGCAGGAUGUCUAUACACAACAGCCCCCGCAGUGACGCGUCGUCCCCGCUGCACAUGUCUGAGCAUCUGGAGGCGAGACAGAGAGGGAUGGAGCGAGACGUGGACCCGGCAGCUGCUCUCCUGCAGGACUUCUCCACAUUACUCCAGCAGUACCAGAACACAGAGCAGCGCGUCACCUCGCUGCCCGAGCAGUGCCACCUGUGGGCUCACCUGGGGAAGAUCCGCUCCGAGCUGUCGCACAUCCAGCAGGCGCUCGAGCGCACGGCUCGCACCAGCGAAGGCCCGCUCGAUCUAUCCCUCAAAAAAAAAACUGUGGGAAUCCCAAUCAGAGGCGUUUUAGGAGACACGGGAGAUGAAAACUGCUCAGAGAGCGAGGAAGAGGAGGAGGAUAAAGACGACAGAGACACGGAGGAGCGAGGGAGCAGUUUUAAAGAAAGGCAGAAGUGCUCUCUGGACGCGCUGAUGAAGCUGAACCCCGUGGUGAAGACAGAGGUGCUAUCCGACGCCGGGAUGGCCAUACGGGCCGGGACGGCUGAAGCUCUGUGGCACAGCAGGACCACGAAGUGUGAAGCCGACUCAAGUGUCCUCCUCUGCUCCAAAACACCCAACAGACCUCCGUCCAUUCAACACCUGGACACGCUGUGUCCAACCAGCCCCUUAACGACCACCGACACCAUGGUGUAG